CAUGCUUUCCCCUACACCCCCACAGUCGACAUCCUCUCCUUCUACGUUGUGUACAUGUCCUAUCACAUCGAACCCCGCUCCAUCACUUCCUACCUUUCCGGCAUCUGCAGCUCGCUCGAAAGCUACUACCCCGGUGUCCGCAAGCUCCGCAACGAUCCGCUCGUCGCGCGCACUCUCAGGGGCUGCAUGCGCAUGCGGAGCAAACCAGUGCAGCGCAAGAGAGCCCUCGAGUGCACUGACCUACAACGCGCUAUCACCACGCACCCGCCCAGAUCGUAUGAUGAUCACCUUUUCAUGGCGCUCCUCUUCACGGGUUUCCACUGCCUUCUGCGGCUCGGCGACAUGGUCCAGCCCGACAAGCCAGAACUUCGUACCCUACGGAAGAUCACCCGCCGAGCUUCCCUCACUCUCGAUGAUGAGCCAGUCACUUUCACUCUCCCCACGCACAAGUCUGAUCGCGCAUUUGAGGGUGACCAUGUCGUCCUUACCAACUUGAUCAACGCCGGCCCGGAUCCCGUUGCCAUCUUCCGCACGUAUCUCCGCGGUCGCGAUGCGCUCUUCCCAUUCCACAUCGAGCUCUGGCUGCGUGCGGACAGCUCCGUGCCGACCAGAAACUGGUUCUGCCGUCGCCUCCACGCCAUUUUCCCCCGCGACAUCUCCGGCCACUCAAUGCGCGCAGGUGGGGCGACUGCACUUGCGAUAGCAGGCGUACCCGGCCCCAUCAUACAA
Molecule: messenger RNA, 729 nt
Organism: Epithele typhae
Lineage: Eukaryota; Fungi; Basidiomycota; Agaricomycetes; Polyporales; Epitheliaceae
Exons: 1
Biological process (GO): DNA recombination; DNA integration
Molecular function (GO): DNA binding
Source: RefSeq, a predicted model, not a curated record